Vanessa tameamea is the source of this 6383-nucleotide messenger RNA. It is a transcript of the gene Nhe2, whose product is annotated as sodium/hydrogen exchanger 3. The coding region runs from base 468 to 3809 and encodes 1113 amino acids. Gene Ontology annotation, cellular component: plasma membrane. The record is from RefSeq and is a predicted model, not a curated record. Gene Ontology annotation, biological process: regulation of intracellular pH; potassium ion transmembrane transport; sodium ion import across plasma membrane. Gene Ontology annotation, molecular function: sodium:proton antiporter activity; potassium:proton antiporter activity. The transcript has 20 exons. Lineage: Eukaryota; Metazoa; Arthropoda; Insecta; Lepidoptera; Nymphalidae.
GGACAGUCGCGGCUCUAUCGGCCGCCAGCGCGAACCACGUAUCCCAACGCGAUCAAUACAACCACACAGUAUUUAAAUAAAUAAGUCCUUUAAGCUGGAAUAUAAACAAGUAAUAAAACAACUAGUUAUCAGACGUGUAAUAGUUCAGUGUUUUCGAUUUUAACAUUCCCUAUGCUGAUGCGGUCAUCACCAUAAACAUGGCGACCAUAGCAAACACAUGAUCGCCGACAAUCACGAAUAUACAUCUGGUUCUAUACUUAUCAGCAUGGUGAAUGUUAAAUUCGAAACGGUAAAUAAUUUGAGCGCGAGCCACAACUCAAUAAAUCUUUACACGCAUAAUACUUUAGCUUGAGUCAAAUGUAAGGUGUAAUUUUAAAUAUUAUGUUGAAACAGUGGGACCGUAAAGUUAUAUGAGUAAAUGUGUUUUACCAAUUAAAUCAUAUCUAUGAGGUGAAACGAGUUUGACGAUGACUUCCCUCAAGCAUGGAGUGAACCUGAGUCGGCGUGCAUGUAGGCCUUACAUCAAGUUUUUGGCUGCUGCUGCUUUCCUAGCUGUUGCGGUAGCGAGUCCUAUCGAAAGCACUACAAAACAGAGUCCGUCCAUAACAGUCGAUGGGAUCUCCACGUAUCCAGGGCUCGGUUUCGGGCCUAUGGGCCCGGUGGCUCCGAUGCCAGGAGAGCCGCCAGGCACUCAGCUACGACAACAACAGGAAACGACGACGGAAACCACGACCACCGCCAAACCAAAGAAGGAAAGGACAUUUGUUAUAGCAGCCGUGGAAUUCCACAGAGUCGAGACCCCGUUUCUAAUUGGCGUUUGGAUUUUCUUUGCCAGUCUCGCUAAAAUAGGGUUUCACAUGGCACCAAAAUUGUCUAAAAUGUUUCCGGAAUCAUGUUUGCUUAUCUUUGUUGGAGUUUUAAUUGGUGCUCUUCUUUUGAGUACUCACAGUGUCCAUGUUCAGCCGCUCACACCUGACACGUUCUUUCUCUACAUGUUACCGCCAAUUAUAUUAGACGCUGGAUAUUUUAUGCCUAAUAGAUUAUUCUUCGACCAUCUCGGAACUAUUCUGCUGUUUGCCGUAGUUGGUACCGUGUUCAAUACUUUAACAAUAGGUGCGUCUUUAUGGGCUUGUGGUCAAACUGGAAUGUUUGGAUGUACAACGCCAUUACUGGACAUGUUGUUAUUUGGAGCACUGAUCUCUGCAGUGGACCCAGUGGCAGUUCUUGCGGUUUUUGAAGAAAUACAUGUCGACGAAGUACUCUAUAUCGUUGUAUUUGGAGAAUCGUUACUUAAUGAUGCUGUUACUGUAGUAUUGUACCAUAUGUUUGAGGCAUAUACAGAGAUGGGUGCAUCUCGACUUAUGUAUACUGAUUUCCUUGCUGGAUUUGCAUCUUUUCUGGUAGUAGCACUUGGUGGUACUUGCAUUGGUGUCAUAUGGGGCUUUGGUACCGGCCUUGUAACUCGCUUCACUAAUGAAGUGAGAGUUAUUGAACCCAUUUUUAUAUUCGUUAUGGCAUAUUUAGCAUAUUUAAAUGCUGAAAUGUUCCACAUGAGCGGAAUAUUAGCUAUCACAUUUUGCGGGAUAACAAUGAAGAACUAUGUGGAAGGCAAUAUAUCGCACAAAUCACACACAACCAUCAAAUAUACUAUGAAGAUGUUAUCGUCUUCAUCGGAAACAAUUAUAUUCAUGUUCCUCGGUGUGGCGACUGUCAACAACAACCAUGAUUGGAAUACUUGGUUUGUCUUAUUGACCAUCGUUUUUUGCUCAGUCUUUCGCAUAAUAGGAGUUUAUAUAUUUAGUGCAGUAGCUAAUAAGUUCCGUCUGCACAAACUCAAUACUGUUGAAAAAUUCGUCAUGUCAUAUGGAGGUCUUCGAGGCGCGGUCGCAUUUGCUUUGGUACUAUUAAUAGACCCAGAAGUAGUGAAACUUCAGCCAAUGUUCGUAACAACUACGAUUGCAGUCAUAUACUUUACGGUAUUCAUUCAGGGAAUAACAAUAAAACCACUUGUGAAGAUAUUAAACGUCAAAACUGCAGAGAAGAGAAAGCCAACGAUGAAUGAACGUAUACACGAGAGGUUCAUGGAUCACUUGAUGGCGGGCAUAGAAGAUAUAUCGGGAAAACAUGGUAACCACCACAUGCGAGAUAAAUUUAAGAGAUUCGACAAUAAAUUUAUAAGACCAUUCUUGCUAAGGAACUAUCAGGGAGCUGAGCCAAAGAUUCUAGAGACUUAUUCAAAGCUUGCUAUGAGAGACGCCAUUGAAUACAUGCAAAGGAAUGCCUCGACCAUUGGGAACAUUUCCGGCGCUGAGUCAAUGUCAGCAAUCUUUAAGAAUUAUACUAAUUCUAACUUCAAUGGAAGAAAAUGUUUCAGCCCGAGUUUUACUCAAUUAGAUUCAUCAACUUGGAAUAUCGACAUGCAGGAAUUGGAAUAUAAUCCGUCCAAAAAGGAUUUAACAGACGCUAGAAUUCACCAUUUGCUUGCUGAAGAACUAUGCAAACCAUAUCGACGCCACCGUCGUUUGAGUUACAGUCGACAUGCCGUAAACGAUCGUGAUUUGGGCACACAGGUUAACUACAAAACGCAUAUGAAUAUACGCAGACUAGUGGGCGAUCGCAAACACCACCAUAAGCGCAGUAAGAGAGGCAAGCAAGAUGGAAAAAAUCAUGUAACUUUCCCCGAAUUCCAGCAAAACGGUUCGGCCAAACAGUUCACGCACGGUAAAAAAAAAUAUUAUAGAUUAGACUACAUUGAUGAAGUAUUGCAAGAGGACGAGGAGCAGCCACGUCGUGAGAAUGAUGAUGGCGGUAUAACAUUCACUGCAAAAUCCCCUGGAUACGAUGAAGUCAGUCCAACGUCGUCGCAUAAAGAGAAUAGUAGUUCUCUUCUAAAUCAAUUGGCUAACCUGCCUGGCUUCAAUCCUCUGAAAGCGAGAAUCGUAAAACAGUACGCUAAAACACCUGAAGAGAUACUGCCGACAGCUGUUGAGAAAUCUUUACCGUGGAGAAGGGACAGAUCCACGUAUAACUUCGUUCCCAAUGAAGACAUUCUUGAAGAAGACGAGAGGCGAAUGUCGGAUGACAAUGACACAUAUAUGACAGUAGCGGAACAAGCCCGCGUCGCCACUCCGACGGCGACAGAGACAAUGUUACCAUGGAAACGGGAGGAAGCUGAAGGGACAACCGCCCUUAAGCAAUCCGAGUUCCCCUCCUGGGCAUCGAAUAAAGAAUACUUAGCUUAUAGCUCACCCUCUGCCACUUUUCUAGGCGGUAUAGAGAAGCCAAAACACCCAAAAUCUAUCAUAGGUCUUUUCCGAAGAGAGAGUUCUAGUUCAACGCAAGCUGCAGAUCUACCGAUUGCCUCUGAUUCGGAAGGAAAAGCUGAUUCUAUUAAAGGUGAUAGUUCAUCUAUGAAAGGAGAAUCUUUAUACUCACAACCGAAGCAAGGACCGAGUUUGCUGUCGAAAAGAAGUACAAGUCUCGGUGGCCCCUCGGUUCUACUCAUGGAAGAUGUGGCUCAUUCAGAUCCUCUUGGUGCAUCGUCGCGACCGGCUAGUAUUAUGCAGGGACCACAUCGAGGACAAUGUAGACGCGGAUCGAUGCUGGAACUGACGGGAUCUUUGUCACGUGAUGCGAUAACCGAAGAGAAAUGCAGUAAAUCAUUGCCUGAGAGUGAGCGAAUGGGAGUCCGACGACUUGCUCUGGGUCAGCAGAGUUUACCCAGGGAACCCUUCAAUCGCCAGCUCACCAUGGCCUCUAAUCUUCUCACGAGCUCCUCGUCUGACGAAUCGUCAGAUGAGAACACCUGAGUGCGCCGCCGUGGUAACCAAGAUAGGUUGCCACUGCUUAAAUACAGAACACUAGAGUAGGUGCUGAAUCUCAAGAUUUCUUUCAUAUUUUUGUAUGUAAAAGAAUAUUUUGUGAUCAAUCAAAGACCUUUUGGGCUGAAAAAAUUUGACGCACAGUACUUUAACGAUCUCUGUCUUAAAUAUUUACAUAUUAUGUUUUAUCGUGUAGUGACGAUUGAUGGAAACUUUUCAUAAAAAAACAAUUAGUCAACAAUAUGUUUUUCGAAUCGUUUAAUUUUUGUUUGUAUAAAAUUAACAAAACCAAUUUAUGCAGUUAGGCUCAAAUGUUAGAACAUUUUUGAGAGAACAGUAUUACUUACAUACUAUGUAAUUUUAUAUUUUUAUUUUUUUAUCACCAACCAUACGAAUCAUACCAAUAAAACAAAAUGCUGGUAGUCAGUUCAUACUCUUCAGUAUUUUUCUAUGCUCUUUUAAUAAAUAUAAAUUUUUCAACUGGUGAUAUUCUUCAAUCAAAUAAAAAUAGAUAAUAAUAUUUAUAUAGAAAACAGUAGGUAAUUUUAAAAAAAGUAGCGCGGUUUUCGAAUUGUUUUUAAAAAUGGCAACAAUUGCCAAUGACAAUACAUAUAUGGUUAAGUGUGAUGUAUAUAUAAUAAAUAUUAUGUAGAUAAUCAUUGUUACAUUAAAAUCUCAUAAAUCUAUAAUAACUUCUUAAUAUAUACUGACACAGUGACUGAAUCCAAACAAAUAUUGUUGAUUUUUUAUAGAUUGGCCGCAAAAACAAAAUAGUCUUUGUAAUAUUGCAUAAUGCGGUAUAAAAACCUACUUAAAAAUUAUGUUUUACGAAUAAAGCACAAUGGUUGUAUCUAAAUAGUGUACCUUGAGUGAAGAAAUGCAGUUACUUGUUACCUGUAUCAGUUACAACAUUAAAUAUGUAUCAAAUGAGUCCCUGUAAUUAAAUAAGGGAAUGUUUAUAAGGGAUCAUUAUUUUCGCUCUAAGGUACGGAAUCCUAAAAAGUAUGUUAAUAUUACUGUCAUUGGCAAUGUGACGUCACAAUGUUAGAGAUCUUUCUUAAGUUAGAAAUUAAGCUGAAUAAAGUGCUUGUAAGUUUGAAAGAAUAGCUAGUUAGUCUAAAAGUUAUAUUGUUGCCAUUAGAAAAUUUAAUUGUGUACUUAGAUCAAUUAAGAAACAUUUAUAAAUACAUUUAAGACAAUUAGUACAAUAAUAGAGCUAGUACCCAUUACAUUGUUUUUUUCUUAAUUUUCGUUCAAUAUAUCUAUUGUCCGAGUUUUAGUCUCAUGGAGAGGCCUAAAACAAUUUUAUUUUAAAACAUUUUAGGUACAUAUGAAGUUGAUAUGUGUAAGCUUAAAACCUAAAAUAACACAUUUUAGUUGUCGCUCGUGUUUAUUUUAUUUCCAUAAAAAUAAGUUGAUUAAAUUAAAUUAACCACAAAACCUACGUACACCAAGGCUAGUGACGCAAAAAUACACGAAAAAUGAAAUUUAUAAUAUUGAUUUAUUUUUAGUUGAUUGGAUUUAUUUUACUAAAAAGUUUCAACAGACAACAAAUAUAAUGUCUUUAUAUUGAAUAGUAUGCUUUUUUAAUAUGAAUAUAAUAUUGAAGUACUUAGGUCGUAUGCCUGUGUUGCAUGACAAAAACAGCACGUAUAAAGUAUGGAGGAAUUAAUAUUUUAUUUUACUUAUUGUCAUCACGGGCGUUGUGAUAUUUAUUGUAAAUAGUGUUCUUAUAUUAUGUAUUUAUUCUAUCUAAGUAAAAAUAUGUUAAUGCGUAGAUAAAAAGUUGAAAUAUAGAUAGAAGUUCGACAAUAGUGGUAGUCUUAAUUUUUUUAACACCCGAUGAUUUUCGAAUUUCAUCGAAUGUAUCUAUUUAUUUUGUUUUAAAUACAGUUAUAUCCAAGCUUGUAAUUACAAUAAAGUAUUUAACGUUAUAUUAUGGCUACACUGAUAGAUCUAAAAGUGUUUUGAAUCUAGAAGUACGAAAUAAAAAAAUACGAUCAAGACUAGAUGUAUUGAACUUAUUUUUUUUAUUCGUCAAUUAACUACCUACAAGUGAUCUUUUUAUACGAUUUUACUGUUCUCCGUCUUCGUAUUUGCUACUUUUUUGUGCAAUGGUUAUAUUGUAAUAGAUUGUUUUAUUUCAUUUAAAGUACUUAGAACCUUUUUUGUAACAAACUUAUUCGUCGUGUUCAAUUUAACAUUAACAAAUGAAGUGUUACAUACAUUUGUAAAUUUUAUUAAACAAAUUUGUAAAUAAAAAUAAACAAUUGCUUUAAGCAUAAUAUAGGUUUUAAAAUUAAUUACCGGUCGCACUUAAUAUUGCUACAAGCCAUUUGAUAUGGUCUUAUUAAACAUCUAAACUAGAAUAUUAAGUGUACCUACUUAAUAUCAAUAAGCUUUUCAUGAACUAUGGUGUGUCAAUUGAAAAACAAAUAGUGCCUAGCUUAGAUAACCACAACUCAUUGUUCAAAUGAUCUUAACAUUAUUGUACUAUCAUAAAUAAAUUAAUUAAACGAUAGAAUGUAAAGCAUUUCUUUGAAAUAAAUGAUAUGAAUUGAA